AUGAACAUUGUUAAUAAAAAAUUGGCCAAUAUUCCCUGUUUUUUAAAAAGAUGGUUACAUAGUAAUAACAAGUUUACUACACGACAUGUAUCGAAUCGUAGGAAUAUUGAACCUUAUUUAAGUGAAAUGAAAAAAAAAGGAUAUUCUGUUAAUGUUUUAAGUCUAGUUAUAAGUAAUAAUAACCUAUGCUACUGCUUGUUAAAGAAUAAAAUUAUUAAAAAAAUUGGACUGAUUAACAUUAAGAAGGAUUUCCAUUCCAAUGAAAAACAGGGUCCUCCUGCGACCACCAGAAAAGGAAAAAACAAUUUCGAAAAGGAUGUAUUGAAAUACAGUUAUGACAGGGAAGCGAAUCCCUUAAACUUUAACAUACGAGAGAUUCUAACAAUUUUGAAUUUUAUAAAAUUGUAUUCUAAUAGCGAAAAGCAGGGUGUGUCUGAAAAAACUUCGAGGAAAAAAAACACCAGUGAAGAUUUCUCUACACAAGGAGAAGAAAAUGAUGAACACGAUAUGAAGCAUAAUGAACAAGCGAAACAAGAGGAUAAUCAUUUAAAUAAUAAAGACCAUGUAAAGGAGCCUGUACAACAUCUUUGGAAUAUUCCCUCAAAUGAAACAGAAGCAGGAAAAGAUGAAUGGAUCAUAGGUAUCGAAAAAGUAAAUGAUAAAUACGAGAAAAACAAAAUGAAGGAAAAAAUAUUAUCUGUGAUUGUGUAUUUUUUAAGUUCCAUUUUUGAGUGCAAAAUUUUAUUUUUUUGUCCAAAAGAAGCAAGGAAAUAUUUCAGUACUAAAUGUAAUUACAGUUUGAAUAGCCGAGAAGAAACAUAUAAAUACAUAAAAGAUAAAGUUAAAAAUUUCCCAAGUGUAAAUAAAAAUGAUAAUAAUAUAAACUGCUUAUUCAGCGAUAGUUAUGUCGUAGCUUUUUAUACAUACCGACAUUAUAUGCACGAACUUGUAAAGAAUAACCCAACGGUAUUUACAUACCUCGAGACUGAGGUUCGUAGAAAUAAAAGCUUUAACAAUAUAUUGCAGGCCCUGAAAAAAAUGGAAAAUGAGCAAUGCACGUUAGAUUUCAAAGAUUUACUCAAGGAUAGAAUUGCUCGAAUUGUAGAAAAAGAAUCCUACAAAUUGGUUGACAAAUAUUUACUCUAG
Messenger RNA from Plasmodium gonderi, 1146 nucleotides. RefSeq lists its product as hypothetical. The coding region runs from base 1 to 1146 and encodes 381 amino acids. Lineage: Eukaryota; Apicomplexa; Aconoidasida; Haemosporida; Plasmodiidae. The transcript has a single exon. The record is from RefSeq and is a predicted model, not a curated record.